Leguminivora glycinivorella is the source of this 3033-nucleotide messenger RNA. It is a transcript of the gene bru3, whose product is annotated as CUGBP Elav-like family member 4. The transcript has 12 exons. Gene Ontology annotation, biological process: regulation of alternative mRNA splicing, via spliceosome; mRNA splice site recognition. NCBI's taxonomy places the organism in Eukaryota, Metazoa, Arthropoda, Insecta, Lepidoptera, Tortricidae. The record is from RefSeq and is a predicted model, not a curated record. Gene Ontology annotation, cellular component: nucleus; ribonucleoprotein complex; cytoplasm. Gene Ontology annotation, molecular function: mRNA binding. Bases 111 to 1424 code for a protein of 437 amino acids.
CGCACGGAACAGACGUGUCACUGCCUCCGUAACCCGCCGUACCCGCGUCCGCUACCUCUCGUAGUUUACUCCAAAGUUUCACAUAAACUGGGACUUAAUUAUCUGUCCAUAUGGUUCAUCUCGUAGAUAUAUUUCGUUCAGCGAAAGUUGAAUACCCGCCGCCUGUUAUUAUGAACCGAGCAAUACAGGUGAAGCCGGCGGACAGCGAAAAUAGAGGAGAUCGGAAGCUGUUCGUGGGCAUGCUGAGCAAACAACAGACCGAGGAGGAUGUCCGGCAACUGUUCACGCCCUUCGGCACUAUAGAGGAGUGUUCCAUACUGCGCGGACCCGACGGCGCGAGUAAAGGCUGCGCAUUCGUAAAGUUCAGCUCACAUCAAGAGGCGCAGGCGGCCAUCACAAGUCUGCACGGCAGUCAAACUAUGCCGGGCGCGUCCUCAAGCCUGGUAGUGAAGUUCGCAGACACGGAGAAGGAGCGGCAGCUGCGGCGCAUGCAGCAGAUGGCCGGCAACAUGAGUCUUCUCAACCCCUUCGUGUUCAACCAGUUUGGCGCCUACAGCACCUACGCGCAGGUCAUCACGGAGCAGCAACAAGCAGCCCUGAUGGUAGCAGCGACGGCGCAGGGCUACAUCAGCCCGAUGACGGCGCUCGCGUCGCACGCGCUCAACGGCAUGGCCAACUCCGUGGUGCCGCCCGCCUCUGACAACUUCUCCGGUCUGGCGAUAGGCACAGGCGCGCAGCCGUUGAACGGCGCGCUGCCAUCGCUGCCGUCGCCCACCAUGCCGGGCUUCAACAUGGCGGCCCAGACGGCCAACGGGCAGCCGCCGCCGCAGGAUGCCGUCUACACAAACGGGAUACACCAGACCUUCACUGGACCCUAUCUGAGCGUCCCGCUGCUGGGCGAGGAGCGAGGCGUGAUAUCGCCGAUGUGCGCUGAUCUCACGAAUGUUGCAGCGGUGCCCGUGACGGCGCAGGGCUUGCCCAACGGCGAGGCGGCGCUGCAACACGCGGGCUACCCCGGCAUGCAGCCGUUCCCUGGCGUCGCCUACCCGGCGGUAUACGGCCAGUUUCCGCAGCCCAUCCCGCCGCCGAUGUCCACCAUUGCGCCCGCGCAGAGGGAAGAUUUUCUUAUGUUCCCAGGGUGCUCGAUCUCCGGCCCUGAGGGGUGCAACCUUUUCAUCUACCACCUGCCGCAGGAGUUUGGGGAUGCGGAGCUGAUGCAGAUGUUCCUCCCGUUCGGGAACGUCAUCAGCAGCAAAGUGUUUAUUGACCGCGCCACUAACCAGAGCAAAUGUUUCGGUUUCGUGUCGUUCGACAACCCCACAUCGGCGCAGGCCGCCAUCGCGGCGAUGAACGGCUUCCAGAUCGGCAUGAAGCGACUCAAGGUCCAGCUCAAGCGGCCCAAGGACGCCAACCGGCCUUACUAACCUUAGACGCCGUCCCUGCGCGCUCACGUCGUCAUCGUGCCUGGCCGCGCGAGCCCCGCGGCCUCGUCCGCGCCCGCGCCCGCGCCCGCAGCGCGCAUCAUCGUGUAUUAUCAACAAUUCCAAGGAAUUUAUUAAUACAUCUUUAUUGUAUAGUAAAUAUCAUUACCUACAUACUUACCUAAAGAUUAUGCGAGCCCACUCGGCGAGUAUACUAAAUUAGUUAAAAGUAAUUUAUUAAAUCAGCGCGUAGGAAUGCUUCAUUCUUAUCAUUAUCGAUUAAUCAUUAAAUUACUCUAUUAUAUUAUUAUUAUAUAUACAAUUUAUUAACUUUGAUUAAAUUAUUAUUAUUAUAAAAUGACGUUAUAAAAAUUUUGUCAUUCGUAAUCAUACUUCUACUUCUAAGUACUUAACGUUUAACUGAAACUUUUAACAUAAAUUUAUUAUACUAGUUAUUUGCUUGAACUAAGCCAAACUGAAUUUAUUAAGUAAGUUGAAAAUGUAAGAAAAAAGUGUAUUUUAAUUAUUGUAUAUUGCAACAAGACGUAGAGCCGGGACGAGCGCCCUGGCCCUCCGGCCGGGCUCGGCUCCGGCCUCGCCCGGCCCCGGCCCGGCCGCGGCGCCCGUCCCGGACCAUUCGCGGACACUGUUGUCUCCCUCCGCCGAACUGAUCGCAUUAAUCUAAGUGCUCGGUAUAGAUCACUAUUGGAGUAUAUAUAUCCUAUAUUUUGUUAAAUUUUAUUAUGUGUGUGUCUGAUAAGCUAAUACGCUGGGGUACCACACGGCAGUCCUAUUGUGUAUCAUAACCGGUCCCACUCCAAUGGUCUGUAUGUCGGUGCCGCAGCGCAGCGCGCGGCCCGAGCGAACCGCCGGCUCCGGGCGCCCGGCGCCGACGGUCGUUACGCGGUGACUCGUAUCGGCGCGACGCAACUCUGUCCAUGGUACGCCCAGCUCCUCACAAACUACUUGUUAGUGAACGUAAACUAAUGGCGAUGUUGUUGACAAAAAUUAAAUGUUUGUAUUUAACGCUGUGUACAAAUCAAAGUGCACUUCAACAUGAGACCGAAUACUUAGGCCUUCGUUUCAAAAGAUCGUGUUAUUAUGUGUUGUAAAUUCCAAAUGGGCUGUGAUAUAAAAAGUAUAAUCAACAUAAUGGACUGUACUCACGCCGUUCGUGUCUGUAUGUGACGCGUCCCGCCGCCGCCCGCCGCCGGCGCGGCCCGCAGCCCGCAGGCCCGCAGGCCGGCGCGGGCGCGCGGCACGCACGCGAUGUCAAUUCUCAACGAGCGUGCUUCCCCGUCUUUAUUUCGUGUGUGUCUAUACAAAUAUAUACAUAAUACUAUUCGUGUUAAGGUGUUAAAUACAAUAAAUGUGAGGACCGCGUCCGGGAGCCAACAGUGGGAGGUGCGCGAGCUAACAGGUUACAAAACUAGUGUAAUUUCUACAGACAAAAAUAGAUUCAUAAUCAAAAAGGUACCAAUAUAAAUAUUAUAAUGAUACUGAGAUACCUUAGAUUAUAUUGUGUGCGCGCGGGCGGACUAAGUGCCGGUGUGGCGGCACAGCGCCGGCGCGGCCGAGAGCCGAGCGGCCGCGCGCGGAUCGGUCCGGCGUC